AAACACUGAUAACUUAUCCUUUCAAAACAAGAAUUAUAAAACUAACGAAAAAACAAUAUAUGUAUAUGACGGGAGUCGCUUAUUAAAGUCUCUUCACCAGCAGUCCAGAUUUAAUCACUGCAAGAUGGUAGACUCGGUGGUUGCGGCUUAUAAAGAGGUCGCAAAAAUAGCCAUUGUUAAAGGGGCCAAGAUACUUAAUAUUGAUGAUAAUGAAGUUGCUGUGCAAGUCAGCUGGAGUGUGCGCAAUCUUGCAGCGAUGGAAAAUGCUGUCAGCAGUUGUGACUAUCUUGUUCGCGGAAAAAAGGUCACUGCCAUGCCUCCGGUGCCUAUCAACAAGAACAUACUGUUAAGCCAGAGGAGCCCCUCAGGCAAACGCCUGGCAUGUGUUGUCACCUCAGAAAAGGAAAAGGAUGAGCAACAUGUAAUGGUUGUUGAACAAGAUGGAUCUAUGUUUACCAUUGACCUCAAAACCGCCAACAAGCAUGGAAAGGUUUAUGCAGAUCCAGAAUUUUCAUGUCUGGAAUGGUCACCAGAUGAUAAGAUGAUCACAUAUGUUGCAGAGAAAAAGAGAAUCAAAGCAACAAGCUUCCUCACACCUUUUGAAGCUGAAGGGGAGGAUGGCCGUGGACAAGAGUACGUCCAUCAUAACGAGUGGGGAGAGCAGCUUGAAGGAAAACACAAGAGCGUGGUAUGCAUCCUGAAUGUAGACUCAGGAGAGCUGUCAACCCAUGACCUCCCCGACGAGCUUUGUCCUGGCCAGCUAGUGUGGGGUCCAGGGGGAAAUGGCAUCUUUGGGGUAGCCUUCGUGAGCAAACCUUACCGUCUGGGUCUCGUCUAUUGCCCCAAUAGGGAGUCCAGACUCUUUUACAUGGACUUGGAAGGCAGAUACACUCAGAUCAGCCAAGGUUUGAGCAACAUCCGCAGUCCACGUCUCAGUCCUGACGGCUCACGCAUUGCCUUCCUGCGGUCAACUGUAGGGGGACCUCAUGCCAAGUCAGCUCAGCUUUGUGUCAUGUCAUGGCCUAGCAAGGAGGUAACCCCAAGAAGAGAAAUCCCGGGCAUCCCAAAUCACUUCCGGGCAUACUGGUCAUUUGUGAAUGAAGUUCCACAUCCUGACCCCAAGUACUCGGACAUCCCUAUUUCAGUCAUCUACUAUGGUCCAACAUAUCUAGAGGAAGGUGCCCCCAAGCGUCCCUUGAUCUGCUGGCCGCAUGGAGGGCCACAUUCCACCGUGGCCAAUAUGUUCUACUUCGAACCCUCCUUCUUUGUCAAGCUGGGAUACUCCAUUGUUUUUCCCAACUACCGUGGUUCUUUAGGGUUUGGAGAGGAUGGGGUCAAUGCCCUCCCUGGCCAUGUCGGUACUGUUGAUGUGUCCGAUGUCCACCAGGCUGUCACCUCAUGUCUUGAAAGAUAUAAAGAUGUUUUGGAUCCAUCACAAGUCUUCCUCUGUGGUGGCUCACAUGGAGGCUUUUUAGUGACUCACUUAGCGGCAAAAUAUCCGGACUUUUAUAAGGCUGUCUCUGCCAGAAACCCAGUCACAAGUAUAUCUGGACUGGUGAAUGUGACUGAUAUUCCUGACUGGUCAUUUGUGGAAUCUGGCUUCCCCUUUGAGCCAAAGAAGGUUGCAGAUGCCUCUAUGCUGGCAAAAAUGCUAGAGGUCUCACCACUGUGCAAUAUUGACAAUAUUAAGACCCCAACGCUGUUCCUGGUAGGCAAGAAUGAUGCACGCGUUCCCCCCUCACAGAGCUUCCACUUCCAUAAGAUGCUGUUGGCUAGGGGAGUUGAUACUAAAUUGCUUUUGUAUGAGGACUGUCACUCACUGCGCAAGACAAACGUAGAGGCUGACUCUGUCAUCAAUACUGCUCUGUGGUUUGAGAAAUAUAGGCAAAAAUAGGUGGGCUCUUGAGCCUUCACUGAAACUGCUUUCUCAAGUAUUGGGAUUUUGUGAUAAACAGCUUUGGGAAACACCAUAUACAUAUAUGAUUCAUAUGACAUUUUACUUUUUUUUUUUUUUUUUUUUUUUUUUUUUCUUUGUUUUAAUGUAUAUAAAAAAAAAUCCUGUAUUUCAAACUCCUUUUUGUGUAAUUCUAGGGAAACAAAACACCGAUUCAGAAUUUCACAAAUUAAUUUUGGUUAUACUGGAAGAUAUAUUUUAGGAUUGGAGUUUCAUACAUUGUUGAUAAUAAAGAAUAUAUUCUUAAAA
This is a messenger RNA of Penaeus vannamei (Pacific white shrimp), 2203 nucleotides long. The record is from RefSeq and is a predicted model, not a curated record. Lineage: Eukaryota; Metazoa; Arthropoda; Malacostraca; Decapoda; Penaeidae.